Messenger RNA from Oryctolagus cuniculus (rabbit), 1374 nucleotides. It is a transcript of the gene CHMP6, whose product is annotated as charged multivesicular body protein 6. The record is from RefSeq and is a predicted model, not a curated record. Lineage: Eukaryota; Metazoa; Chordata; Mammalia; Lagomorpha; Leporidae. Gene Ontology annotation, cellular component: ESCRT III complex; multivesicular body. Gene Ontology annotation, biological process: late endosome to vacuole transport via multivesicular body sorting pathway; vesicle budding from membrane.
GCCGUCGUCCGAGCUCCGCCUCCGACGGCGGCCGCGAGGCGGCGGCGAUCGGGCGAGCCGGGCCGGGGCGCGCCGGGCGGGGGCGCGGGGCCGUGCGGCGCCGUCAUGGGCAACCUGUUCGGCCGCAAGAAGCAGAGCCGGGUGACCGAGCAGGACAAGGCCAUCCUGCAACUGAAGCAGCAGCGCGACAAGCUGAAGCAGUACCAGAGGAGGGUCGCCCAGCAGCUGGAGCGGGAGCGGGCGCUGGCGCGGCAGCUGCUGCGGGACGGCCGGAAGGAGCGGGCCAAGCUGCUGCUGAAGAAGAAGCGGUACCGCGAGCAGCUGCUGGACAAGACCGAGACCCAGAUCAGCAGCCUGGAGGCCAUGGUCCAGAACAUCGAGUUCGCCCAGAUCGAGAUGAAGGUGCUGGAAGGGCUGCAGGCCGGGAACGAGUGUCUCAACAAGAUGCACCAGGUGAUGUCCAUCGAAGAGGUGGAGCGGAUCCUGGAUGAGACGCAGGACGCCGUGCAGUACCAGCGGCAAAUCGACGAGCUGCUGGCGGGGAGCUUCACGCAGGAGGACGAGGACGCCAUCCUGGCGGAGCUGGACGCCAUCACUCAGGAGCAGCUCGAGCUGCCGGAGGUCCCCACGGAGCCCCUCCUGGAGGAGACGCCAGGAAAAGCCCCCGCCAAGGCCAGGCCCCGGCAGGCAGAGCUGGUGGCGGCCUCCUGACGCCUGGGACUCCCCGGGGCCCGGCCCACAGUCGUCUGGGCGCGCGGCAGCCUCGGACGGCUCCCAGGAGGCCUGCAGCGGGCCGGGCUGCCUCCCGCGGCCAGGGCACCGGGCCUCGCGCCGGCACGACUGCAGGACGCCCCGUGACUCCGAGUCGGGCCGCACGCGCGCCGCCGUCCUGCUCGUCCUGGAUGAAACGGAGACGUUGAACCCUGGGCCGAGCCCAGCCUCCGCGGCGCAGGCCACCCCCGGUGCUGUCCACACUGCCGCCCCGCCCGUGCAGCUCCUCUGGGCGGCGGCGGCCCAGCGCCCCUGCUUCCCGUACGCUCGCUGCCCCCUCCCCGGCCUGGCCCCGGCACCUGCCCGCAGCGCCCGGGCUCCGUGUGGGUGAGGAGCGGAAACCCCGGGACGCAGGCGUCUGUGGCCCUGGCACCUGCCGAGAAAGGACCUCCAGAGGCGAGGGGACCCUGCGCCCGCGGUGGGGCCCGCCCUGCGCCCUGCGCCCUCGGAGGCAGCCCGCCGUCCAGCCCCUGAGCCCAGGACCCGGCUCUGUUGCUGGACGACCUCGAUGGAGCAGCACGGGGCAGAGGCCACCAGGGACGGGGCGGGGGCCCUCUUCCCCAGGCCAGCCCCGUGGGCCCUAUUAAAGCUGGCCUCCGUGGA